Molecule: messenger RNA, 3841 nt
Organism: Mugil cephalus (flathead mullet)
Lineage: Eukaryota; Metazoa; Chordata; Actinopteri; Mugiliformes; Mugilidae
Product: ankyrin repeat and SAM domain-containing protein 6-like
Exons: 18
Coding region: 303-3110 (935 amino acids)
Biological process (GO): innate immune response
Cellular component (GO): cytoplasm
Molecular function (GO): protein binding
Source: RefSeq, a predicted model, not a curated record
ACGUAUGACGUGCGGUGACUUGAUGGUGGUCAGAUUCCCAAACAAGUAACGGAACCGGGCAGUGCCGGCUGGCUGCCAGAAAGUUGUUUUGUCCAACAGAUAACGACUAAAUGUCAAGAUUGGAAAAUAGCUCACAGGUGUAGGGUCUCGGGAGGAAAAGAUUAGCCCUGGACUUGAAUUGUAAACUUCAUUUCACUGUGCGUCAUGAUUUCCAAACGCAGGCCGCCUCCAAGUGACAGAGGAAAAGUUUUUCGCAGUUGAGACCAGUUGAAUGGAGACGGGAUAACGCUUUAAAUGAAGACAUGAAUUUCGGUGUCCCCGCCAACUCGCUGCUGCUUUUACGUGCCUGCGAUGAGGGGGACUAUGAGACAGCCCGGGGCAUCCUGGAGCCCGGAGCCCCGAAGGAGUCCGGGCGGCAGAGCAGGCUGCGGUCAGAAGCUGGCUCGGAGUGCAACGCCGCGGCGGCGGCGGACAUGUUGUCUCUGGUACCGGUGGACUGCACGGACGAGGAGGGGAACACCGCCCUGCAGUUCGCCUCGGCCAGCGGCCACGAGAACCUGGUCCGGUUCUUGCUACGAAAGGGGGCUUCGGUGGACAGCCGCAACAACUACGGCUGGACCCCGCUGAUGCAGGCUGCUAGGUUUGGUCACCUGACAGUUGCCCACAUCCUCCUUGAGAACGGGGCUGAGAUCAACGGACGCAACAGGCUGGGUGCCAGCGUCCUCACCAUGGCGGCCCGCGGGGGACACACCCACGUGGUCAAACUGCUUCUGGAGAGCGGGGCCUACGUCGACGACCACGAUCACCUGGCUGUGGCUGCGGAGGCAGUCUCCAACGGCAACAACAACAACAGCUGCAGCGGAGCUGGUUUUGCCCCCGGCGAAGGCUGCCCGGGAGGAGGCGGUGGCGGAGAAUUCAUGGACAUCACCGCUCUGAUGGUGGCGUCGCAGCACGGCCACGAGGCCACCGUGCUUCUGCUGCUGGAGUGGGGCUCUGAUAUCAACUUUUCCCAGAAGACCACGGGCUGGGGGCCGCUGAUGGUGGCCACCCUCAGUGGGAAGGUGGCUGUGGCCCAGCAGCUGGUGGAGCGUGGAGCCGACCCAGACCGAGUCAACGUUCUGUCCAAGACGGCGUUUGAAUUAGCCAUGCAGCUGAAACAGAGAGACAUCAAGGCCUACCUGGACUCCAUCACCACUGUCCGGCCACAGACAGACGAUGAGCGAAGGAGGCCGGACGUGUUCAGUGCUCUCAAACUGGGGAAUUCACAGCUGGUCAAAGAGAUCCUGGAGGAGGAUCCCGCUCAGGUGAAUUCAUCCAAUCAGGACGGAGCAUCUCCUCUGAUGAUGGCAGCGGUGAGCGGUCAGUUGGAAGUGGUGCAGCUGAUGGUGGACAAGAACGCCGACAUAGACAAACAGGAUGCUGUGCACGGGUGGACCGCUUUAAUGCAGGCCACUUAUCACGGCAAUAAAGACAUUGUCAAGUACCUGCUGAAUCAAGGGGCUGAUGUCAACCUUCGAGCUAAGAAUGGAUACACUGCCUUUGAUUUGGUCAUGCUGCUCAACGACCCAGAUACGGAGCUCGUCCGUCUGUUGGCCUCGGUGUGCAUGCAGGUCGUCAAAGACAAGUCGAAGCACCGUGGCAGAACAUUAAUGACUCGCUCCAAGAGUCGACAGUCCCUCAACAAUGUCCCUGUCCCACCACCUGAUGACAAGGGAGGCCUGAAGUCCUGGUGGAGUCGGAUGUCGAAUCGCUUCCGGCGGCUCAAGCUGACUCACACCCUGAGGCACGGCCUGUCGUCCAAUCGCCUGGCUCCGUUUCCCGACGACGCUGAAACUCCGCUGGACGCCACGAUGAAGGCCAAUUUGAAGACUGCUGCUGUGUCUAAUGGGGCGGUGGCACCGACUCCUGCCCUGGGAGGAAAUGACACCACCUGGGCAGUCAAGACCAAAGACGCCGGUCACUGCAGAGCGUCCUCGGAAAAGGAGGACUUCCUAAAAAACACAAUGCUGAGAAGCGGUGCACCGCUAACCCGGCUGCCAAACGACAAGCUCAAAGCAGUGAUUCCUCCCUUCUUGCCUCCGUCAAACUUUGAGCCGUGGAACUCGGAUCGCUCUCGCCUCCUGAGAGAGGGCAGCAGUGAAGUGCCCCGUCUGCCCAUGCCACCACAAAGGAAGCUAAACAGCAGCGGAAACUCAGACAUCACGUCCAUUAGCCGCGUGGUUAGCAGGUCCAUUAAGUUUCCCAGUAUCCCAAAGGGACCCUCUUCGUCUUCUCCUUCCAACUCCGGUCACUACCACUCCCCCCACUCCUCGGGAGGCUCGAAUGGAGUGGCAGGGCUCAACCGGGAUUCUCACAACCGCUCAGGGGGCAGUGCAGACAGCGUUCUGUCCCAAAUAGCAGCUCAGAGGAAAAGAGCAGCAGGCCUGAUAGAGGUGAAAGCACAAGCUCCAGAGAAGCAGCACAGCCAACCUCAGAGUCCGCCCCCGCUGCCAGCCUCAACCCCCGGCCUUCCACCGCCUGAUAUCAACCUCCCUGACAUCCACCCCCACCCCAGCCUGGUCGCCUCUGACAUCCACUCUAGAAGGAAGAUGGAGCUGAAAAAGAGACCUCAGUCAGGGAAUUCCUCCACCUCCAAGAGUACAUCGCCCACGCUGACCCCCUCUCCUUCCCCAACGCCCAAGAUUCCCACCGGCCCCGGGGACUCUCUGUCCUCAGCCUCCUCUCAUCCACGCUCCAAGAGCAGCGGGGGCUCCAGCAGCGGAACCAUCACUGAUGAAGAUGAGCUGUCCAGUAUUUUGAAGAAACUGUCCCUUGAGAAGUACCAGCCUAUAUUUGAAGAGCAAGAGGUAGACAUGGAGGCAUUCCUGACUCUAACAGACGGAGACCUGAAGGAACUGGGCAUUAAAACGGACGGACCCAGACAACAGAUCUUAGCUGCAAUAUCAGAGCUAAAUGCUGGAAAGGGCAGAGAGAGGCAGAUACUUCAAGAGACCAUCCAUAACUUCCAGUCUUCCUUUGGCAGCAGCGCCAGUAACCCACGGCAACCGGGGCAACCACGCUCGCCAACGACUUGGAUGAGACACCAGGUCCGUUCUUCCAGUAAGAGGUAGCCGUGAUGCCCGCGAGGAAGUUCAGCGAAGGUACUUAAAGAAAGAGUAAAAUGCCAGUGAGCCCAUGCCAAGGCGUGAAUAAUGGGAAGUCUUCUGGAUGCCAGCGUCCCAGACCACAAGAGGUUGUAACGUGAGAGGACGCUGCAGCAAAACUACCCACCAGACCCUGAUCAACUGCCUUUAGAGGACCCUACUGGAACAAUCCGCCUUAAAAUAUUCUUCUUAUGGAUCCUAAAGCAGGGGAGAUGUUACAGGGAUCUCCGAGUUCAGCGUUUGCUGCUUUUAACGGAGCACACAAUGUGCGGUAAAUGAUAUCUGUUGUCAUAAUAAUGCAGCUGGUGGUUUAAACAGAGCUGGAAGAACAUCAGAUACUCAUCAGAGAGAGGGAGGGAGGGAGGCUAAACCAUGAGAGGUUUUUAUUCUAUCUCAAUGAAUGUGAGAUGCAGCAAAUGUAUUGUAAAUGUGGUGAGUUGAGCGAAGGGAAAAGAAGAAGUAGAGAGACUGUGAUUGAGACGUGAGGGCGGACGCUAUGACUAAGAACGUGCACUGAUGAGAAGAGACAAUGGAGGAAAAGGGACAUUAGCCAGACUAUUUCUAUUUAGUCCUCCAGGUUAAUGGACUGCUUUUACUAGUGUGUUUAUACCUUGGAUUCCCAAACCACUAUGUACACAUGAUUUUAGUCAAGACUGUGCUGUCAUGAAUAAAUAAAGAUGACGAUGAUGUAAUAAACA